AUGAAGAAGAACAAUAGGAACUCUACCACAAGGAUCAAUAAGCAAGAUGCCAUCUCCGUCCCACCCUUCCAAGAUGCAGGAGAUCUUCAAAAUAUGUUGGAUGGAGGAGAGUAUGCCCCUUUUGUAUCUCCUCCCAUAUUAGAGAGCAAUUUUAUCCAGGUUAAUAGGAGAGGUGAAUCCAUUUACCUUCACAACCGAGCCAACUGGGUGACUGUAGGCAUCUGCUCUUCCAGUAGCACCCACAAGACCCCCAAUGUGAUGCUUCUGGCACAUCUGACACCUGAAGCCCAGAAAGAUACAGAACCCCUAUUUCAAAGGCUCCUGACAUCUCCUUCUCCAGAGAACCUGGUGCUCACCAGGUUUCUCCCUCUACAGUUUGUGACUCUUUCUGUGCACGAUGCUGAGAAUAUGCGCCUCAAAGUAAAGCUGGUCAGUGGUCGAGCCUACUACCUGCAGCUCUGUGCCCCUGCAUGUAAACAGGACACCCUAUUUUGUCAAUGGGUGGAACUCAUCUCCCUCUUGAAUCAGGAGAAAGCCAAAGCUUCCAAACUGUCAGAAGUCUCAAGCCUCUCGGAAAUCACCAAUAGCACAGAUAUCACAGGUUCAGUGGACAUCAUGGAUAUUGCAGCAUUUGCAGCCAUACAGACCCCGCACAUGUACACAUGUUCAGACCCUGUAAAUGCCAUAGAAAGCAUUGAUUUCUCAGAAUUCACAGAUGUCACCGAUGUCACAGACGUCACAGAUGUUCCAGAAAAUGAGGUCACAGAGGCCCCAGAUAUAAAAAUUGUCACAGAAGUCACAGAAGUCACGGAUGUCUGUGAUGUCCCAAACAACUCGGAGGUUACAGUGGUGUUUGAAAACGAUGACAUACUAAGGGCCAAGCAAGAGGAAAAGGAAAAAAUGGAAAACAUUCUGAAGCCUGGGUGUCUACGAGAUACAAAAAUUAAGAAUGAAUGCAAAGAAUCCUCAAAACAUGUCACCAUCUCAAAUGUAACACUGACUUUCGAAGGUGAACAAUGUUUUCAUUCUACUUUGACUCCAGAAGAAAGUGACAUAAAUUCAUUCAAAAGGAUGAGCAUUAUUAGAACAUCUGAAAUAAGGACAACUGAUUUUAGCAACACAGCUUUCAAGGCUGAGGAAUCCAGGAGCAUGAGAACUGAUUCAGGCACUUCAGGUAUGGAACAAAUUCCACUACAUUUCUUUGUGAUCUCUGGAAUAGUGAGAGAUGCAGCUGGAAAGCAAAGCAGGAUCCAGAUUAUGGAAGUCUUGGGUCAUCUAAGGAGUCUGGAUAGUAUAGACCUCCUUUUGGCAGGUUUUACUCACUUUAGCUCUGUUGAUCUCUUUACGGUAGAUCAGUGGUUCUUAACUGCAGGCGAUUUUGCCACCAGGGGACCUUUGGCAACGUCUAGAGACAUUUUGCUGGUCACCAAUGGGGGUAGUGGUACUACUGGCACCCAAUAG
This is a messenger RNA of Lynx canadensis (Canada lynx), 1461 nucleotides long. It is a transcript of the gene GARIN2, whose product is annotated as family with sequence similarity 71 member D. Bases 1 to 1461 code for a protein of 486 amino acids. Gene Ontology annotation, cellular component: nucleus. The transcript has 8 exons. Lineage: Eukaryota; Metazoa; Chordata; Mammalia; Carnivora; Felidae. The record is from RefSeq and is a predicted model, not a curated record.